Molecule: messenger RNA, 668 nt
Organism: Amphimedon queenslandica
Lineage: Eukaryota; Metazoa; Porifera; Demospongiae; Haplosclerida; Niphatidae
Product: glucosamine 6-phosphate N-acetyltransferase-like
Exons: 1
Coding region: 45-641 (198 amino acids)
Molecular function (GO): glucosamine 6-phosphate N-acetyltransferase activity
Source: RefSeq, a predicted model, not a curated record
UGUAGAAAUGAUGGGUGUGGUUUUACUGGUUUGGGCGUGGUUUAAUGGAGAAAGAGGAAGUUGGUUGGUGUCUAAAGGAUUGGAUUUGUGACAAAGAUGAUGUCUUAUUUAACGAUAGUGUACUCCAACAAAUAGAUUGUACUCACCUUUCCUGUUACAUGAAUUACAGUAUUUCAAUCAAAAAUCCAGGACCAGGUCUAGUACUCCGGUCACUUCAUAAAAAUGACUACGACAAGGGCUAUAUGACAUUACUUGGACAAUUAACCAGAACUGGUGAUGUUACGAAGGAACGAUUUGAAGCACAGUUUGACGCAAUGAAGCAAUGUCCUGGCAUACACUACAUUAUGGUCAUUGAAGAUGUGAGCAAUGCAAUAAUUGUAGGGUCUGGUACUUUAGUUGUAGAGAGGAAGUUCACUCACAAUACUGCUUUACGUGGUAGAGUGGAAGAUAUAGUAGUUCAUUCAAACUACAGAGGACGGCAUUUGGGAAAUUUAAUAGUUGAAACUGCAACUGUACUGAGUCAAAAACUAGGGUGUUACAAGACUAGUCUUGACUGUCUACCAUCAUUGAAACCAUUUUAUGAAAAAUUUGAGUUUGAGAACACAUCAGUCAUUUUUAUGUCUAAAAGAUUUUAUGAUUAAUUAACCAGAAUUUAAAGUUAAACACUG